Molecule: messenger RNA, 1737 nt
Organism: Lampris incognitus (smalleye Pacific opah)
Lineage: Eukaryota; Metazoa; Chordata; Actinopteri; Lampriformes; Lampridae
Gene: cops4
Product: COP9 constitutive photomorphogenic homolog subunit 4 (Arabidopsis)
Exons: 10
Coding region: 64-1284 (406 amino acids)
Cellular component (GO): COP9 signalosome; cytosol
Source: RefSeq, a predicted model, not a curated record
CUCCGGCCGUAACGGCUUGUCAGAGGGAGGGAGGCGCCCGCUCGAUACGCUCCGCUCGUAGUAAUGGCGACCGAAGUAAGACAGGAGCUUGUGCAGCUAAUGAAUUCAAGUGGAUCUCACAAGGAUCUCGCUGCAAAGUAUCGGCAAAUUCUAGAGAAGGCUAUUCAGUUCACAGAUGCAGACCAGUUGGAAUCUUUAAAGGCAUUUGUUGAAGCAAUGGUUAAUGAAAAUGUCAGUCUUGUCAUUUCAAGACAACUGCUCACUGACUUCUGUACACACCUCCCCAGUCUGCCUGAUAGUACAGCUAAGGCAGUUUACCACUUCACCUUGGAAAAGAUUCAGCCCAGGGUAAUCUCUUUUGAGGAACAAGUAGCCUCAAUCAGACAACAUUUAGCUACAAUUUAUGAAAAAGAAGGGGACUGGAGAAAUGCUGCCCAAGUUUUAGUUGGUAUUCCCCUUGAAACAGGGCAAAAGCAGUACAAUGUUGACUAUAAGCUGGAUACAUACUUGAAGAUUGCCCGUCUCUACUUAGAGGAUGAUGACCCUGUGCAGGCAGAAGCCUACAUCAACAGAGCCUCUUUGCUUCAGAAUGAAUCCUCUAAUGAACAGCUGCAGAUUCAUUAUAAGGUGUGCUAUGCUAGAGUCUUAGACUUUAGGAGGAAGUUCAUUGAAGCUGCACAGAGGUACAAUGAGCUGUCAUACAAGUCCAUUGUCCAUGAAAGCGAACGACUGGAGGCCCUGAAGCAUGCUCUGAACUGCACCAUACUAGCCUCUGCAGGACAGCAGCGUUCUCGUAUGCUAGCCACACUAUUUAAAGAUGAGCGCUGUCAGCAGCUUGCCGCCUAUGGCAUCUUAGAGAAGAUGUAUCUGGAUCGCAUCAUCAGAGGCAACCAACUGCAGGAGUUUGCUGCCAUGUUAAUGCCUCACCAGAAGGCCACCACAGCAGAUGGUUCCAGUAUCCUUGACAGAGCAGUGAUUGAGCACAACCUCUUGUCUGCUAGCAAACUUUACAACAACAUUACUUUUGAAGAACUUGGGGCGCUGUUGGAAAUCCCUCCUGCAAAGGCGGAGAAAAUUGCUUCUCAGAUGAUCACAGAAGGACGCAUGAAUGGUUUCAUUGACCAGAUAGAUGGCAUUGUGCACUUUGAAACUCGCGAGCCCCUGCCCACUUGGGACAAGCAGAUCCAGUCUCUGUGUUUCCAGGUCAACAAUCUCCUAGAAAAGAUCCGUCAAGCAGCUCCAGAAUGGGCGGCACAGGCGAUGGAAGCCCAGAUGACACAAUGAACAUCUACCAAACAUUCCCAAACAGCCGAUUCAAUCAAACAACCCCCCCCCCCACGGUUUCAUUUCAUCCUCUUAUUGCCAAUAUCCCCAACGACAACAACCUCUGUGUCUGACAUAACCAUCCAUUUAGCCCGAAUGAUUUUUUUUUUGAGAGUUCUGGACUGUACUGACUUUUCACACGUUGUUUUAUGACUAAUUAAUUAACCUUACUGCUCGUUGUAAACCGUCUAAUAAACAGUGUUUUGUUAAUCACCCCCAAAUACUGAUUGAAAUGCUCAAAUAUUGCUUUAUUGCAGAAGUACUUUAUCAGACCUACAGGUAAGGCUGGACCCGAAUAUCCAGGUGUUGGGAUAUUCGUCCACUGGGCAGGUGUUCAGUUUCCAUUUUGGGAUUCGGAUGUUGUGUUUUUUUUUUCCCAUACGUGUUGGCUAUCAAUAAAGACGAACUGCACCA